Messenger RNA from Elgaria multicarinata webbii, 4285 nucleotides. It is a transcript of the gene NFYA, whose product is annotated as nuclear transcription factor Y subunit alpha. Gene Ontology annotation, molecular function: DNA-binding transcription factor activity, RNA polymerase II-specific; DNA binding. The coding region runs from base 220 to 1260 and encodes 346 amino acids. Gene Ontology annotation, biological process: regulation of transcription by RNA polymerase II. Gene Ontology annotation, cellular component: CCAAT-binding factor complex. The record is from RefSeq and is a predicted model, not a curated record. The transcript has 10 exons. NCBI's taxonomy places the organism in Eukaryota, Metazoa, Chordata, Lepidosauria, Squamata, Anguidae.
CGGCGGGAGGAGCUCUUCUGCGGCGCCUGCGCGGGGGCGCCCUCGUCUUCUCUUUGUUGGGCGUCGGGGGUUGGGCGCCAUUUUGCGCGGCGGCUGAGUGGAGGCGCUGAUUGGGUUUCGGGGACCGGUGGCGGAGCCAAUCAGAGCGGGACCCGAACCGGGGGAGCAAGGCACGGUUUCCACCUGACGAUUGGCUAAAGGAUUGGCACUAGAAAAACUAUGGAGCAGUACACAGCAAACAGCAAUAGCUCGACGGAACAAAUAGUUGUGCAGGCGGGACAAAUUCAGCAACAGCAGGGCGGUGUCACUGCUGUCCAGUUGCAGACUGAGGCUCAGGUGGCAUCUGCCUCAGGCCAGCAAGUCCAGACCCUCCAGGUAGUCCAGGGUCAGCCACUGAUGGUACAAGUGAGUGGAGGCCAGCUGAUCACAUCAACUGGUCAGCCAAUUAUGGUACAGGCUGUACCUGGGAGUCAAGGUCAGACCAUUAUGCAAGUACCAGUUUCAGGAUCACAAGGGCUUCAGCAGAUUCAGUUGGUCCAACCUGGUCAGAUUCAGAUUCAGGGUGGGCAAGCUGUGCAAGUCCAGGGCCAGCAGGGCCAGACACAGCAAAUCAUCAUCCAGCAGCCACAGACUGCAGUCACUGCUGGCCAGACUCAGACCCAGCCACAAAUCGCAGUCCAGGGGCAGCAGGUAGCUCAGACGGCAGAGGGCCAGACAAUUGUCUAUCAACCUGUUAAUGCUGAUGGAACGAUUCUUCAACAAGUUACAGUCCCUGUUACAGGCAUGAUCACCAUUCCGGCAGCCAGUUUGGCUGGAGCACAGAUAGUCCAGGCUGGCACCAACACCAACACAACCAGCAGCGGACAAGGGACGGUAACUGUGACGCUGCCUGUGGCUGGAAAUGUGGUUAAUUCUGGCGGGAUGGUCAUGAUGGUCCCAGGCGCUGGAUCUGUGCCAGCUAUCCAGAGGAUACCUUUGCCUGGAGCUGAGAUGCUUGAAGAAGAGCCCUUAUACGUGAAUGCUAAACAGUACCACCGAAUUCUGAAAAGGAGGCAAGCAAGAGCUAAAUUGGAAGCAGAAGGGAAAAUACCUAAAGAGAGAAGGAAAUAUCUGCAUGAGUCCCGGCACCGUCAUGCCAUGGCAAGAAAACGAGGAGAGGGUGGACGGUUCUUUUCACCAAAAGAAAAAGAUGGCCCUGAUAUGCAGGAUCCUAGCCAGGCAAAUGAAGAAGCAAUGACACAGAUGAUUAGAGUAUCCUAACAACCAGCUAAAGAACAAAGCAUCUGGACAAAUACUUUGUCUCUCUGCAACUGUUCCCUACCCUACCUAUCAAACAAACUUCUGAAUGGGAAGAUUUGCCAUAUGCACAGCCUGUUCUCUUUUCCAGAACAAAUACUGCACUCUCAUUGAGUGGUUUGUUUUAGGAUUUUAACUGCAGUGGACUCGGCAAACGGAAACAUCUCUGGACUUUUGUUAUCCACACACCCAGUUCAGACCAGGGAGCUGAAAAGUCUGACCCAGCAGGUCUUUAACAUCUGUGACAAUGACAGUGGCCCAGCUUGAAACUGCCACUGCCUCAGCAAUAACUGGCACGUUGAAAUAGGGCUAGCGACACCAUUUGGAAGCCAUGGCUCUUGAACUGCCCAGGAAUGCUAAUAUUUGAAGCAGCCCACACUGGCAUGGUUUUGUUUUCUCAAUGCAGCCUUUUCGGUCCCGGCUGAACUUCACAACCUCAGACUUUCUGUUUUCGGGCAGCACAACUUUCCACUGCAGAAGCAUCUUCUCUGAUUAAAAUUAUGAUAAGAUGCUGGGAGUUCUACUCUAGAUAAAUUGACAUCUUGCUUUCGGGACAAAAUUCAUCAACCCUUGUAAAAAGUAUUGGGAAAGUCAUGUGACUGGAGGAUAAUGCAUGCAUGUUCCAAGGGAUGGCAAGGAGGUUGCAUAAUGGCCCUACGACUGUUCACAGGUGGGGGCAAUAAGCGAGUGUUGAAGCUGGAAAGUGCUUGUGAUGGCUGAAAUCGUGGGAAAGCUCACUGACUGGAUCUUCCCACAGUCUGUUAAAAUGGCUGUGUUUAUUCCCAAAUACUCAAACUGGCCCUGUUCUUGACACAGUUGUUCUCCAAGAUCACUGGAUUAGAUUCUGUUCUGUGAGCAUUAGUCAAGAUACAACACCCGUGUAAUUGCCCCAACCAUUGCAUCCUGCUGUAGCUCAGACUGUUUUGCAAAUGAGAAUUGAUAUGGAUAGUUGUUUCAAGCUUUAUACAUAAUGAUCUUUGUAAAUCUGGCACUUAAUAAUUCUGUAGCUAUCAAUUUCUGUUGGAAAUGGCACUUCUCUUCCUGCCCCCACCCCUCUUGUGAUGGCCCCAGAUGAGUUUUGACUAUUUGGUGCUGAAUCAUGAUGAGAAGGGGGAAAACAAGGUUUGAUUUUUUUAUGUCACACGACCAUUCAAAAUGUGGGGUUUGAUUCAAGAUUCUUUCUGGCAAGCACCGCUUUGCUGCCUCUUUCACCUUAUCACUGCUCAUUUAGGUACUGCCGUAAUGUCCAGCUAGCAUUAUAUUCUGCUUUUGUAUGUUCACAGGCUUAUGUUUAAGCCUGCAUUGCUUACCAGGAUUGAAAGCGGAGGAGGACUGGAGCAGGCGCAUCACUGAAAAAUGAGAGGUGAACUGCACAACGAAAGCAGUAGCAAUACAGGAGUGCUGCAUAGAAAAGAAGAGGCCUGGGUGUUGACCAUUCAGUUUUUUAGAGGAGUCUCUUGGCUUUGGAACAGGUGCCAUUGUUUGGUGAAAGCUCUCGCUAGUGGAAAAAAAAAGUAGAAAUUAUUCUUCACUUGAUCUUGCAGUUGCUUGGGGGCAGGCCACCUUCACAAGACUUCUUUUCAUAUCUUAAAACGGAGGGAGGACUUGAGAGUGUGCGUGUGAAUGAUUGGUCCCAGGAAAUGAAAAUUUCAGAGAACAACCGAUUCAACAGGGAUGCCAACCCUGAAGUGGGUUUGAUGAAAACAGUGUGAUACUUCAUGCGGAGCAGAGUUUAAGUGGUUUAUGGUUACCUGAUGUUGCAGUGCCCUAACUUAAGCUAUUGGAAGCAUAUAAAGAUAUGUAUUGUUUAAUUUUGUACUGACUACUCAAGUCAUUUUUAAGCCUGCGUGCAAGUUGUAUGUUUCUAGAUGUUUGUUUUUUAAAAAAAUAAAUAAACCUGAUAGCCUUUGUAUUCACUCCUCUGCAUCUUAACCAUCCUGGGUGCCUUUGAUUACCUCUGUGGUAUUCAUCAGCUGGCUGCUUCAGUGUCAUCUAGCAUUUCUCUUCACUGGCUCUAACAAAUAUUCAACUAAGGGUUUAGGUGACUGUAGUAGUGAAGGAUCAAUGAAUGCUUUGGGGGGUAUUUUUUUUUAGCAUUAUUGUAAAUAUUAAAAGCAUUGGUACGUCCUAAGGUAGUGAUAGGCAUGGUGAGGUUAAAAUACUGUAUAGACUGGAUUAAAGACAUUUCUCUCUGACUUCCCCCUUUCAGUUGUCAGCUUUAUCACUGCAAACUGGGAUGUUAAGGGAAUCAAGGUUCUCCUUAUUUGUGUGUGUAAAACCCUCACAAGACAUUUUCAACUUAAAAAGAUCUACCCCUUUCCCCACAUUUGAAAAACAACAAUAUUGGUCUUUGUGAUAGCUAUAUGUAGAUGAUGGAGACACAUAUUUAAUUUUGGGUCUUUAGAGAAUUUCUAUAGUUUUUUCUGUAAUGGUGUAAAAUGUCCUGAUAGGAUCUAUUAUACCAAUGGCUUAGACUUCAUGUGUGUAGGUCAAACUUACUUCAAAAUAUUUGUUACUAUUGGGAGUCUCAAACUGCAAUAUGUUGCAAAAUGUUCUGUUCCUAGGUUAAAAACAGAAGUAAUGCCAAAUGCAAAGUCUUGAUUAAAAGUCAGACCAUGAAAUAUUUAAUUGGCGAUAGAGUUAAGGAUGAGAUUGUAGUGAGUUCUGAGGGAAGUGUAAAUUCUUCUGUUGACCUAUAAAGCACUGGAACAUUGAGCCCAUUUAAAGCGGUUUGAUACUUACGGGGUCGAGUAGCAACCCUUAACUAAUGCUCGACUUUUUUCAGAUACUUUGCAUGUAAAAAAAACCUAUUUCUUGGUUGUGAAUGGGGAUGAGGGGCAUUGAUAUUUGUGAAAUUGUAAGGCAAAGUUUGUAUAUAGUUCAAAAGUUUAUAAUUUUUUAUGCUGCAUUUUGAAGUGUAUUUUGUCUUUAAUAGAUACAAUUGUAAGUACUGUGUACACUAUCCAGCCAAUAAAAUGUUUAUAAAAUA